AUGGCAGACGUUUUGUCAAAAGAACAAAAACUUUUAAGCUGCUCUAUCUGUCUGGAUCAACUGAGGGAUCCAGUCACUAUUCCAUGCGGACAUAAUUACUGUAUGGGCUGUAUUGAGGGCUGCUGGGAUGGGUGUGAUCAAAAGGGAGUUUACAGCUGCCCACAAUGCAGGCGAAUUUUCAACCCAAGACCUGUUCUCUACAGAAACACUAUGCUUGCUGAAUUAGUGGAGAAAUUUAAACAGACAAGACUCCAGACUUCAACAUCAGUUCAUGAUUAUGCUGGACCUGGAGAUGUGGCGUGUGAUUGCUGCUCUGAAAGAAAACUCAAAGCUAUCAAGUCCUGUCUCAUGUGUUUGGCCUCUUACUGUGAAACCCACGUCCAGCCUCAUUAUGAAUCUCCUGCUUUCAAGAAACACAAACUCGUCAAGGCUUCAGCCCAGCUACGGGAACAGAUCUGCUCUGAGCAUGACAAACUACUGGAGGUUUAUUGUCGCACUGACCAGCAAUGCAUUUGUAUGCUGUGUACGCUGGAGAAACACAAGAGCCAUGAUACAGAGUCUGCUGCAGCAGAGAGGGCCGAGAAGCAGAAAAGUUUUGGGGACACACAACGCAAACUCAGGCAGAGAAUCCAGGAGGGAGAGAAGAGGCUUCAGGAACUGAGAGAGGCUUUAGUAUCUCACAAGAAGUCUGCACAAGCAGCAGUGGAGGACAGUGAGAGGAUCUUUACUGAGCUGAUCUCCUCUAUUGAGAGGAAACGCUCUGAGGUGACAGAGCUGAUCAGAGCUCAGGAAAAGGCUGCAGUGAAUCAGACUGAAAGAUACCUAAAGCAACUGGAGCAGGAGAUUGCUGAUCUGAGGAAGAAAAACACAGAUUUAGAGCAGUUUUCACACACAGAGGAUCACAUCCAGCUGGUACAGGCUUUCCAGUCUGCCUGUGGUUCUACUGAAUGUCAGGAUUUGUCCAGGAUCACCAUUAAUCCACGCUUCACUUAUGAGAAAGUCAUCGAUCACAUCACUAAACUGAAAGAACACCUGGAUAAUCUCUGCCACCAGGACAUCAUUACGAUAAAAGGAGAAGUACGAGCUGUUGAUGUCAUUCAACCUAAAGACUUCUUAAAAUAUUCCUGCCGACUCACACUUGAUCCCAACACGGCACACAGAAAACUACAGCUGUCUGAGGGGAACACUAAGGCUACAGCGACUAGGCAGUUCCAGUCAUAUCCUGAUCACCCAGAGAGAUUUGAAACAUGGGCACAGGUGCUGUGCAGAGAGAGUGUGUCUAAACGGUGUUACUGGGAAGUUGAGUGGACUGGGCCUAGCGUUUACAUAGCAAUUUCAUAUAAAGACAUCAAGAGAAAAGGCACAGGUAAAGAGAGUAAAUUUGGAUGUAAUGACCAGUCCUGGAGACUGGAUUACCGUAAUGACUCGUACUCAUUCUGGCACAAUAAUACAUCUAUUGAAAUCCCUGCAGUCUGCAGCACCUCCAGAAUAGGAGUCUAUGUGGAUUAUAGUGCAGGAACUCUGUCCUUCUACAGUGUCUCUGACAGAGUGACCCUCCUACACAGAGUCCAGACCACAUUCACUAAACCCCUUUAUCCUGGGUUUUGGUUUUAUGAUUAUGGCUCAUCAGUGAAGAUUUGUGACUUACAGUGA
This is a messenger RNA of Chanos chanos (milkfish), 1653 nucleotides long. Its product is annotated as E3 ubiquitin/ISG15 ligase TRIM25-like. The transcript is spliced from 6 exons. Gene Ontology annotation, molecular function: zinc ion binding; protein binding. Lineage: Eukaryota; Metazoa; Chordata; Actinopteri; Gonorynchiformes; Chanidae. The record is from RefSeq and is a predicted model, not a curated record. The coding region runs from base 1 to 1653 and encodes 550 amino acids.